AUGCGGUGGUACUCUGGCAGUGCCGAGAACCAGGUGCCGAAUAGUCGCAUCUGGGGCUUUGACGAGAUCAAGACGCUGGUCGAGAAGAAGGACCCCGAGGAAAAGGUCAUCCUCGUCGACGUCCGCGAACCCUACGAGCUCCUCGACACCGGCAAGAUCCCCGGCGCCAUCAACAUCCCCAUCACCUCCGCCGUCCAGAGCUUCCACAUCUCCGACGAGGACUUUGAAGACAUGUACGGCUACGCCCGCCCGCCCAAGGAUGCCUCGCUGGUGUUCUACUGCAAGGCUGGCGUGCGGGCCAAGGCGGCAGCGGGUUUGGCGCAACAUGCUGGAUGGGAGAGUGUUGGCGAGUACCCGGGCAGCUGGCUCGAUUGGGAUAAGAACAAGGGGCCGGUCGAGGUGGUUAAGCAGGGAAAGAAGGACAAUUAA
This is a messenger RNA of Trichoderma atroviride IMI 206040, 429 nucleotides long. RefSeq lists its product as uncharacterized. The record is from RefSeq and is a predicted model, not a curated record. Gene Ontology annotation, cellular component: mitochondrion. Lineage: Eukaryota; Fungi; Ascomycota; Sordariomycetes; Hypocreales; Hypocreaceae. Gene Ontology annotation, molecular function: thiosulfate-cyanide sulfurtransferase activity.